UCACUCAAUUGCUGCAUUAUGUAGGUGGACGAAAGAGAGAGAGAUCGGGAGAAGGAUAGGGACAAAGCAAACCUUCUGAAGGAGGAUAUGGAUGCUAAUGUUGCCUCUAAGAGACGGAAACUAAAAAGAGAGCAUCUUCCAUCAGGGGAAGCCGGUGAGUAUUCUCCUGUGGCUCCACCACCUCCUCCCCUUGCUAUCGGUGUCUCGCAGUCGUAUGAUGGACGAGAUAGGGGAGACCGAAAGGGAGCCAUGAUGCAGCGUGGUGGUUACAUGGAAGAGCAAAAUAUGAGGGUUCAUGGAAAAGAAGCAGCCACCAAGAUGACUCGUCGUGAUUCAGAUCCAAUGUAUGACCGAGAGUGGGAAGAUGAGAAGCGGCAAAGAGCUGAACAGAAGAGGAGACAUCGGAAGUAGUAUUCUUCGAGGGAAACUAGUUGCCUUAGUGCAAGUUGACCAACUGUUCAUUUCCUCGUCUUGAUGUUAGCUUAAUGUACAUUUUUGUUGUUUCUUGCUAGGUCGUCAGCUAAAUACGCAAAAGAAAUUAGAAUGCUUGAACUGGGGUUUUGCCCAUCAUCCUUAACCCUUAUGUCCCAGUUGCAGAUUUGCUGUAGUCUUGGAUUUUACUAUUGCUUUCAAAAAUUUAUUUGGAAAAAGCGUGUCAAAUGAGAAGUUGAAACUGAUUCAUACCCUGUACGAAUGCUGUAAAUUCAAUUAGUCUUUAGUCAAGUAAUUAUUCCAACUCUUUAUCCUC
Pistacia vera is the source of this 748-nucleotide messenger RNA. RefSeq names its product THO complex subunit 2-like. The record is from RefSeq and is a predicted model, not a curated record. Lineage: Eukaryota; Viridiplantae; Streptophyta; Magnoliopsida; Sapindales; Anacardiaceae. The transcript is spliced from 2 exons. Bases 88 to 411 code for a protein of 107 amino acids.